AUGUAUGAUCCUGAUUGUGUUGCCACAUUUGAGGAAGUUCAUUUUGCUGAAGGACGUUUCCGAAAAGCCUACAAGGGUCAUUGGACUACUCCAGAAAAGAAUGGGCAAAAAUGCGUCAUAAAAAGAAUGAAAUCAGGCUGUGUUUGGGCAGCUAGUGGUUGGGACAGCACACUAAAGGUUUAUAACAGAGCUGGUAAGAUAGCAAAGCAAUUCAACCAAAGCCACUAUCCCAUCUGCUUUACCAGCAUCGGUAAGUAUGUGGUAGAGAAUUCAUAUCCAACAGAAUAUGUUGUUGCUGAAGAUUAUUUGGAAGGUGAAUUUAUUAAAUGGUGCAAUAACUAUGGCUAUAUAUCACCUAAAGCUAAAUCUGAGCACAUCACAAUGCCAGCAUUUGUUCACUGGAGUUGGCUGCAUACAAGAGGACAAGAAAUGGUGUGUGAUCUACAGGGAACUCGUGAUAGAAGUGGCUAUCAUUUGACUGAUCCAGUGAUCCUUUCGCUUGAUAAUACAUAUGGUGAGACAGACAUGGGAAUAGAGGGCAUGGCCAUGUUUUUCAUGAACCAUGAAUGCAAUGAUAUCUGUAAAGGAUGGAGGAGGCCUCGCUGGGAGUCUUUUAUAGGAAAGAUUCCAAGAGAAACAUUGGCAGCAUGUCAACUUAUGCAGAGCGAAGUCAAUAACGCCACAUCGUACAGGUUUGAGAUGAAAUUCCCUCCUGCCACUAAAGAUAUCGUUAAAAGAGUGUUCCUUCAAAUUGCUCAAGCUCAAUGA
Amphimedon queenslandica is the source of this 768-nucleotide messenger RNA. Its product is annotated as alpha-protein kinase vwkA-like. Lineage: Eukaryota; Metazoa; Porifera; Demospongiae; Haplosclerida; Niphatidae. Gene Ontology annotation, biological process: protein phosphorylation. The coding region runs from base 1 to 768 and encodes 255 amino acids. The transcript has a single exon. Gene Ontology annotation, molecular function: protein serine/threonine kinase activity; ATP binding. The record is from RefSeq and is a predicted model, not a curated record.